ACCCAAACCGGGAGCGGACGUAGCGGAGUGGGACCCGGACAGGGCCAGGCUGUGGGAGUGGGUUGGGCUUUCGGGUCCGGUUUAGAGAAAGGGCCUGGAGCAGGGCAGGGAUGAGGACGCGAGCUGGAGGGAAGGGGCUCAGAGUGCACUAGGUGAACUCAGAGGGGCAGGCGCAGGCCGGAGAGAUGCGAUGGCGCUGUGUUCCGGUUCCGGGACAGGACGGACGGGCCGGCUGUGGAGGAGGAAGUAGGACCCGGCUGGAGAUCAAAGGGGUGGAGUUGGGACCCCCGAGGAGGGGGUGGGCAGGGCCCUGGGCGGGGUGGAGGCGGGGCGUCCUGGGUCCGCCCCUCUGGGGUCUGUACCGCCCGCCGAUCCCGUGAUGUAGGUCUGAGCGUGCGGAUCACGAGGCUGUCCGUGGACCACAGCCCUAGAAGUGACAAUGACCUCGGAGGGGGACGUGCGCGCCCGGCUGCAGCGCGCUGGCCAAGAGCACCUCCUGCGCUUCUGGCCAGAGCUGGAGCCAGGGCCGCGCGCCGCGCUGCUGGCGGAGCUGGCGACGCUGGAACCCGAGGCGCUGCGCGAGCACUGCCAGCGAGCGGCCGCAGCCUGCGAGAAUCCCCCUGGGCCGCCGCCCGACCUGGCCGAGCGCCUGCGGCCCCUGCCCCCCGAGCGCGUGGGCAGCGCGAGCCGCAGCGACCCUGAGACACGGCGGCGCUGGGAGGAGGAAGGCUUUCGCCAGAUUGCCCUGAACAAGGUGGCGGUUCUGCUGCUGGCUGGCGGGCAGGGCACUCGCCUGGGUGUGGCCUACCCCAAGGGCAUGUAUUGUGUGGGGCUGCCCAGCGGGAAGACGCUGUACCAGCUGCAGGCGGAGCGGAUUCGGCGGGUGGAGCAGCUGGCCGGGGAGCGCCGGGGGACACGCUGCACUGUACCCUGGUACAUAAUGACCAGUGAGUUCACCCUGGGGCCCACUGCUGAGUUCUUCAAGGAGCACGACUUCUUCCGCCUGGACCCUGCCAACGUGGUUAUGUUUGAGCAGCGGAUGCUGCCUGCCGUGACCUUUGAGGGCAAGGCUAUCCUGGAGCGGAAAGACAAAGUCGCUAUGGCCCCAGACGGCAAUGGCGGCCUGUACCGCGCGCUGACGGACCACCAGAUUCUGGAGGACAUGGAGCGCCGGGGAGUGGAGUUUGUGCACGUAUAUUGUGUGGACAACAUCCUGGUGCGGCUGGCCGACCCGGUCUUCAUAGGCUUCUGCGUGCUGCAGGGGGCGGACUGUGGCGCCAAGGUGGUGGAAAAGGCUUACCCCGAGGAACCUGUGGGCGUGGUAUGCCAGGUGGACGGUGUCCCCCAGGUGCUGGAGUACAGCGAGGUCAGCUCUGAGACCGCGCAGCUGCGUGCAUCAGAUGGGCGUCUGGUCUACCAUGCAGGCAACAUCUGCAACCACUUUUUCACCCGAGGUUUUCUCCAGAUGGUUACCAGGGAGUCUGAGCCCUUACUGAAGCUACACGUGGCAGUGAAGAAGGUCCCGUACAUAGAUGAAGAGGGAAAUCUGAUAAAGCCGCUAAAACCGAAUGCGAUAAAGAUGGAGAAGUUUGUGUUUGAUGUGUUCCAGUUUGCUAAAAACUUCGUAGCCUUUGAAGUACUACGGGAAGAGGAGUUUUCCCCACUGAAGAAUGCUGACCCAGCCAACAGGGACAGCCCUUGCACUGUCCGGCAGGCCCUGCUCGCCCAGCACUACCAGUGGGCUCUGCAGGCUGGGGCCCGCUUCCUGGAUGCACACAGGGCCCAGCUUCCUGAGCUGCCCAGCUUUCCCCUGAAUGGAGACCCUCCAGCCAUCUGUGAGAUAUCACCCUUAGUGUCUUACUCUGGAGAGGGUUUUGGGGGCUGUAGCCCUGGCCUGGGGCUCUGGUGGUCACAGUGCCUUUCCAGCCUGCAAGAAACAGAAGGAAAUGUGCUGGAUUACUCUACAAGGGUGGGGCCUCACCUGUCACCCCUGGAUGUGACUACGCCAUGCUGUGGGGUCCAGCUGAGAGGCAGAAAGACUCAGGAUCUUGGAGAAUGGGACUGAAAGGAAGCUUUGUCGGGGCCCAACAGAAGUGUGGUGGCAGCUGGGAAGAGCAGGACAGGAUGUCCCUUGGGAAGCCAGCCCUGGUCAGUACACAGAGUCACUGGAUUCUUGACCAAGAGUGAAAUGGCAGUAGCCCCAGCCAAGAUGCUCUUCUGUGCUUUAGAAUGAGGAAGCACAAGGUGGAGAAUUCUAUUCCCUCAUGGGGCAUGUUCAAAGGGGCUGCCCUUUCCCUCCCUGGCACCUGAACCAGUAACUAGAUCAAGGUGGGAUGUCAAGGCUGGCUCCCCAAGAAAAGUAGCCCAGGUGUCCAUGAUAGAGGUGGCUCCAUGAGCAGCUUGGCCUGCUCACCUGAGGCUGAAGCCAGUACUCUCUGCCUCCCUUCCCUGUUUCUCCCUGUUUCCUGAGAGGAGGCUGCCACCUCUCAGCCUUAGCUAUGGUCAGCAUAAGGCUUCAUUAGGUGCUUGUCCCAAGAACAAGUAGGACCAAUACUGGUGGCCUCUGUGAUGGCUGCUAUUUAACUGACAUGGGAGCACCACACCGUACCCCAUCUGCCUGUACCUUCACAGAUCUUGGUGCUCAGCCUCCUCCCAAACUCUGGGGAUGGGGAGGCAGCUUCCAUAUUUGGUGCCUUGGCCCUGCACCCUAGACAAGGCUGGGGAAACCAGCUGGCCCCAGGCUCUUACCAUGGUGUUGCUCUGAGACACACUGAGUUCUCACCUGGGAAAGGACAGUGGCACCAACCUUACCCCCUUGUGUGAAGACAGCUAUGACAAGGAGCUUGCUGCUAAACUUUCACCUGCCCCCACCGUGGCCCACAGCCUGACAUGGACAAUCUACACGCAUCCCUACUGGUUACUCCAGAGGAGGGAUGCUAUCUGGAAGGGUGGGUUUAGAUGCAGCUGAUUUGUCCAGUGCCAGAGGGCUCCAUCUCACCAUAUUCAUACAUGAGUAAAGCAGCAGGGACAGGCUUACACCUUGCCAUUUUUAGAACCAAAGCCCAGACUUCUGCCUCCACCCAGGCCCUGCCAACCACCUUGUUGCAAAACUCAAAAACAAACUAUAGCUUGGGACUCUUCAUUAGGUACUCCAUAGACAAGCACACAGCCUGGGGCAGGAGAGGCUGUCAGACAG
This is a messenger RNA of Otolemur garnettii (small-eared galago), 3196 nucleotides long. RefSeq names its product UDP-N-acetylglucosamine pyrophosphorylase 1 like 1 (gene UAP1L1). The record is from RefSeq and is a predicted model, not a curated record. NCBI's taxonomy places the organism in Eukaryota, Metazoa, Chordata, Mammalia, Primates, Galagidae. Bases 440 to 2065 code for a protein of 541 amino acids. Gene Ontology annotation, biological process: UDP-N-acetylglucosamine biosynthetic process. The transcript has 9 exons. Gene Ontology annotation, molecular function: UDP-N-acetylglucosamine diphosphorylase activity.